Callithrix jacchus (white-tufted-ear marmoset) is the source of this 2355-nucleotide messenger RNA. RefSeq names its product spindle and kinetochore associated complex subunit 2 (gene SKA2). Gene Ontology annotation, molecular function: microtubule binding. The record is from RefSeq and is a predicted model, not a curated record. NCBI's taxonomy places the organism in Eukaryota, Metazoa, Chordata, Mammalia, Primates, Cebidae. Gene Ontology annotation, biological process: cell division; chromosome segregation; mitotic cell cycle. Gene Ontology annotation, cellular component: outer kinetochore; spindle microtubule.
AGUCGCCAAUGGGCGGGAGCCGGUGGAACGGAGGAGCCAAUGAGUGCGAGACGUUGAGUGACAGCUGUCCAAUGGAGGCCCUCCAUGCUAGUAUGGCUUGCGGCUUAAGCGCCGCCGCGGUCUGAGGAAUGUCAACUAUUCAACAUGGAGGCGGAGGUCGAUAAGCUGGAACUGAUGUUCCAGAAAGCUGAGUCUGAUCUGGAUUACAUUCAAUACAGGCUGGAAUAUGAAAUCAAGACUAAUCAUCCUGAUUCAGCUGGCGAGAAAAAUCCAGUUACACUCUUAAAGGAAUUGUCAGCGAUAAAGUCUCGAUAUCAAACUUUAUAUGCACGCUUUAAACCAGUUGCUGUUGAGCAGAAAGAGACUAAGAACCGCAUUUGUGCAACUGUGAAUAAGACUAUGAAUGUGAUACAAAACCUACAAAAGCAAACAGCCCUGGAGGUAAUGCUUUCAAUUGACAGCUGUCACCAUUGACUGAUGAAGAGAAAACUGUGGCAGACCAAUUAAAAUCUCACAUGCCAGAUUUAUGAAGAAAUGGACCUGGAAAGGAAACUCUAACAGAGAAGAGCUCAAUUCCAGAUAAAUUUAGGAAGAUGUCUUGUUAACACUUGAUGACUAGAGGUUGGGGGCUGGUGAAGGAGGCUUGGCUUCAGUGACUGAACAAUGAUGCCUUUCAUGAGAGGUACUAAAAGAAGAAGGGCAAAUAAUAUAUGAAUAAAGUUCAGCCAAAAGGACCAAAUGAGAAUAAAAGGAUUUACAUAUAUGUGCAUACGAGCCUAUGCACGCGUGCACGCGCGCGCACGCACACACACACACACACACACACACUGAGUCUUGUAUUUGCAGGCAAGAAAGUCUCAACACCAUUUUGCAUCUGUUUUCUUUUUCUAAGUCAUGAUAAUGUAGAUGUUCUAGUCUAUCAUAAAAGAAUGUUUAUGUACAUUUCAGUCAUUCUAUAUGUGAAUUCCAUGCUUCGGAAAUUAAAAUAUAGGCAAAAAUAUUUGUAUUAUACAUUAUAUCUAAUUUCAUUUUGUAAAUGUUGAUUGCAUAUGUGGUCACAUUAUUGUUGAGACUGCUUUUAUGUGACCUGUAGUCUCCCACAAAACCUAAAGUAAUAAGCUGGCUUUUCUGUGAUAGCCACUUUUGUGUAUUUUUUUUCCCCUAUUUCCCUUGCCUGUUAAGGUUGAGCAACAUGAACUUGCUUUUUCAUGUUGCUUUAGACUGUCCCUGUUGUAUUUCAAUAAUACCUUUGUUUUCUUUCAGCCUUUGUUACUGUAAUUGUUCAUUCUACAUGAAAGCUAAGAAACUGAAAUUAUAAGAGCACUUAUCUGCUACUUGCCAGUUUUGGGUGUGUUAUGUGUAUGUGUCAAUUUCCCUGUUUAUUUAAAAAUAAGUAAUGGCAAUGAGGAAACUGUUCAAAGUAGAGGCAGAUCUUGAUACAAAGAUGUUAAUCACAAGUUUGUUCAUAAUGGCAGUAUACAUGCAUAAUGGCAUAUUUGGCUAGUACUAGGUAAAUGGGAAAAUAAAUUAUGUUGUAUGUAUACAAUAAGAGGUCAAGUUGCCAAUAAAUUAUUACUGUUAAUGUUCUGAGAGAUGCUGAAACUAUGCUAAGUGGAGAAGAGGGGAAGCAGAUAUUGCAGUUUUGUAGUGAAGAUUGGGCUUCGGAGUCAUACCUGAGAUGUAAGUAGCAGGUUUUAAAUUCUAGCUAUGACUCUGUGCAGAUCACUUAACUUCUGAGUGUCAGGAUGUUUGGAAGGACAAGAUAAUAAGUUACACCUUAGUAUCAUAUUAAUUUUCUUCAGUGUUCAGGCAAUUAGUAUUUAGAAAGCUCUUGUCAUGAGAUGGCUUUGGGAUGUAAGGAUGAUUGUUGGGAUUGAAAACAUGGUAUCAUGAAGAGGUCACAAUACUUAUUACAAUAGUAUUAAGUGGUUUUGCUUUCAGUUAGGGAGAAAAAUUAGAUUGUACUAUUUUUCUUCUGUGAUUUCCUUCAGUUAUCUUCCAAAUGUUAUUCACUAUGCACAGCCCCCUUAACAUUAUUUUCUAUGCACUUCUCAAUACAUUGUCAUGUUUCUCAAGCCUCUUUGUGAAUGACUUCUAAAUUUAACUUCUUCCAUUAGCUCUAGAUCCAUAUUUCCAGUAAAAUCCCCUACCUGAAUAUUGAAAUUGAACAUGUCCAGAAUACUUACUGAUUUUAUUUUUUUUAUUUCUUUCUUUUUCUUAUUUCUUUUCCAGAUGAAUCCUGAGGAUGAUUUUAUUGUUAAUAGCCUGGAUAUUCUGUUACCUGGAAUUAAAACCUGUAUAAUUUGCAUCUCUUUAUCUUUUUAGUCAAUAAAACCUGCAAUUCUGUCUCUGAAA